AUGUUUCAGACGUUUAAAGACUGGUUUUGGUUGGAAAGAUUCUGGCUCCCUCCGGCAAUAAAGUGGUCAGACCUCGAGGACCACGAUGGUCUUGUCUUCGUAAAACCCUCUCAUCUGUACAUGACCAUCCCCUAUGCCUUUGGCCUGCUGAUUAUCCGGCAUUUCUUUGAAAGAUUUAUCGCCACACCUCUAGCAAAGGCUGUGGGUAUCAAAGAGGAAGUUCGGAAGAUUAUACCGAACACUGUCUUAGAGACUUUUUACAGACGCUCUACGAGAAAUCCAUCUGAGGACGAUGUUUACGGCCUGGCGAAGAAGUGCAACCUGACUGAGCGCCAGGUGGAAAGAUGGUUUCGGAGCCGGCGGAACCAGGACAGGCCUUGCAGGAUGAAAAAAUUCCAGGAGGCUUGCUGGCGAUUUGCAUUCUACUUGAUGAUCACUGUGGCUGGAAUUGCAUUUCUUUAUGAUAAACCUUGGGUGUAUGACCUCGGGGAAGUGUGGAAUGGCUAUCCCAGACAGCCCUUGCUGCCAUCCCAGUACUGGUACUACAUCCUGGAAAUGAGUUUUUAUUGUUCUCUCUUAUUUAGCCUGGGCUCCGAUGUGAAGAGGAAGGAUUUCCUCGCUCACGUCAUCCACCACCUGGCUGCGCUCAGCUUGAUGAGCUUCUCCUGGUGCGCUAACUACAUCCGCAGCGGGACCCUGGUGAUGAUUGUGCACGACGUGGCCGACAUCUGGCUGGAGUCUGCCAAGAUGUUUUCUUAUGCUGGAUGGAAGCAAACUUGCAAUACCCUGUUCUUCAUCUUCUCCGCCAUAUUCUUCAUCAGCCGCCUCGUUAUCUUCCCCUUCUGGAUCUUGUAUUGCACGCUGGUGAUCCCGAUGCUUUACCUGGAGCCGUUCUUCUCCUACAUCUUCCUCAACCUGCAGCUCAUGGUCCUGCAGGUCCUGCACCUGUACUGGGGCUACUUCAUCCUGAAGAUGCUCAAGAGAUGCAUUUUCACGAAGAACAUCCAGGACGUGAGGAGCGAUGACGAGGACGAGGAGCAGGAAGAAGCGGGAGAGGAGGAGGACGAGGGGGAGGAAGAGGCGGCCAGAGACAAGGAGAGAGACUGUCUGCAGAACGGACUCGGGCCCGACCGGAGCCUCCUUCCCAACGGCCACCACGGCCGUUAG
Messenger RNA from Pipistrellus nathusii (Nathusius's pipistrelle), 1167 nucleotides. NCBI's taxonomy places the organism in Eukaryota, Metazoa, Chordata, Mammalia, Chiroptera, Vespertilionidae. The record is from the annotation of a GenBank genome assembly.